This is a messenger RNA of Penicillium bovifimosum, 813 nucleotides long. RefSeq lists its product as uncharacterized. The record is from RefSeq and is a predicted model, not a curated record. The coding region runs from base 1 to 813 and encodes 270 amino acids. Lineage: Eukaryota; Fungi; Ascomycota; Eurotiomycetes; Eurotiales; Aspergillaceae. The transcript has a single exon.
AUGUUCAAAGCCCUGAUGGGCGGGGGCCGCUCGUCGUCCGCUUCUGACGUGCGCAGCAAGAGCAGCCGACGCAAGUCCGAAAAAUCCGACAAGUCCGACACAAAAUCGAUCUCAAGUCGCAAGUCUUCACGGGGUGACGACCGUGACCGCGGCCUGGGCGAUCUGUCGUCGUACUCACCAUCAGAAUCCCGCAGUAGGCGUGGCCCACCCAGCCUCGCCGGCGAAUCAAUCGCAUCGACAUAUGUGACUGCCGAGCCGGAAACCAUUGAUUACUCCAAUCGCUACAUUGAACGUACACCCAAGCGCAGAGACAGCGACCGGGAAAGCAAGAGUUCUCGCCGCCGCGAGCGUGACCGAUCUGAAAGUCCAGAACCCACGAGAAGAUCAAACCGGCGCGGAACACAAGAUACACAGGAUGAUGAGUUGGAUCGGGAGCGCGAGCGCCAUGACCGUCGUCGCACCCACUCCGGGGACCCGUAUGUGCCUCCAAUUACCACCAACUUGCCAUCCAGCGCCCCGGGCGCGCAGUUUGCCGCUGAGAUUGGCGCACCCGGAUUCUCGCAAUUCCCCAUGCAAUACGACAAUACCAUGCCAUUCGCAGCCGCUUCACCGGCGCAUGCAGUACCCUAUGAUCCGCAUGUGCCGCAGCAAUUCCCUGGCCAGUUCCCGGAGCAAACUGCCGCUCCGUAUCGGCCGCCUAAUCCUGCUGGCGCAGCGGCAGACUACUAUGGUGACCAGGGCCAGUCUGUUGAGCACCAGCCUGGUGUUCGCCCAAACCCCCCAGUGUGCUUCCCAAUACUCAAGCGCACUUGA